AUGGGGUCAAAGAACCUGCAGGACAUUCAGCAAGCAAUCGACGUCAGUAGACAGGCGGCUGAGGCGGUCGACCGCGAUGACAUGCAGAGGCGCGCGGCGUCGGCCAACUACGAACAAGAUGGAGAGGCUGCCAACUUGGACGAGGUCAUUGGUGUUCUUGGACAGGUUCUUCAAGGUAGUCUCUCAGCAACGCGUCCCGAGAGAGGAACUUUGGAAAUCGGCUUGGUGGACGUGCUGCGUGAGCGAUUUCGCCGCACUGGUGACGCCAGGGAUUUGGAGAAGUCCAGAGAGGCCUUCCAGCGAGCAUGA
Messenger RNA from Pestalotiopsis fici W106-1, 309 nucleotides. RefSeq lists its product as uncharacterized. Lineage: Eukaryota; Fungi; Ascomycota; Sordariomycetes; Amphisphaeriales; Sporocadaceae. The record is from RefSeq and is a predicted model, not a curated record. The transcript is spliced from 2 exons. Bases 1 to 309 code for a protein of 102 amino acids.